Venturia canescens is the source of this 2313-nucleotide messenger RNA. It is a transcript of the gene kra, whose product is annotated as basic leucine zipper and W2 domain-containing protein kra. Gene Ontology annotation, cellular component: cytoplasm; membrane. The transcript has 7 exons. The record is from RefSeq and is a predicted model, not a curated record. Bases 186 to 1448 code for a protein of 420 amino acids. Gene Ontology annotation, molecular function: protein binding. Lineage: Eukaryota; Metazoa; Arthropoda; Insecta; Hymenoptera; Ichneumonidae.
CUACAUCUUCGUCUCCUCGCUGACUGACCCCGACUUCUCAUAUUCUCACAUACUUGCACGUACUCAAUACAUAGCCACACACACAACACAGUCCUCCUUGCCACUCUUCGAAGCACUUCGCGUUGUACUAAUCGCCUGGAAAGGACAUAUUCUACAAUCGUACCGUUUAUUUAAAAGGGUGUUGUAUGAGUCAAAAAAUAGAAAAGCCAGUGCUAUCAGGUCAACGCAUAAAGACCAGAAAAAGAGAUGAAAAAGAGAAAUACGAUCCGACUGGAUUUCGAGAUGCGAUUUUGCUGGGCCUGGAAAAAGCUGGCAACGACCUAGACGCUAUUUCCAAGUAUUUAGACACCGCUGGCUCCAAGUUGGACUAUCGUCGGUACGGAGAGGCUCUUUUUGAUAUUCUUAUUGCCGGAGGGCUUUUGGUACCAGGAGGCUCGAUCGCCCAAGAUGGAGACAAACUUGUCAAAACCACUGCCUGCGUUUUCGCGCAGCCGGAGGAUAUGGAGUCUAUGAAAAAUUAUGAACAGGUAUUCACCAAACUCAUGCGACGAUAUAAAUACUUGGAAAAGAUGUUUGAGGAGGAGAUGAAGAAGGUGUUGGUCUUUAUGAAGGGAUUCACUCCUUUAGAGCGAACUAAAUUGGCUAGAAUGACCGCCCUUUGGAUUUCAAACGGUUCUGUACCACCUACCGUCCUCUCGGUUCUCAUCAACGAACAUCUCGUAAAAGAUAAUUUGGCGCUCGACUUUCUCAUGGAGGUAUUCGUAACAUGGAAAACGGAAAAAGGUUUAUCGAGUUUGAUGACUGCAUUGAAACGCGGUGGCAUUGAGGGAAGGUUAAUGGAAUUCGUGCCACCGAAUAAACGAUCGGAGGAAUAUUUCCGCUCGGUUUUCGAAGCUGUUGGUUUGGCUGAUAUCGUUAAGCUUCACAAAGCUCAAGCGAGUCAAGAAGCAAAACGCGAUCUGCAACAGCUGCUACUCGAUGAUUUGGCUGAUAACCGACCGAUCAAGGACAUCGUGCUUGAUCUCAAGGAGAUGGCACUCAGAUGUGGCAUACCUGAGCAUGAAGUUAUUGGACUGAUAUGGUCGGUAGUGAUGGGCCAAGCCGAAUGGAAUAAAAAAGAAGAGUUGGUCGCCGAACAAGCACUCAAACAUUUAAAAAUCUAUACACCGUUAUUCGGUGCAUUCACAUCCACUGCCAGAUCUGAGCUCGCUCUUAUCCUUAAAGUUCAGGAGUUUUGUUACGAGAACAUGAACUUCAUGAAAGUCUUCCAGAAGAUCGUUUUGUUAUUUUACAAAAAGGACGUGGUGUCUGAGGAAGUAAUUCUGAAGUGGUACAAGGAGGGACACUCGCUCAAGGGAAAAAUGCUCUUUUUGGACCAAAUGAAAAAAUUCAUCGAGUGGCUGCAAAAUGCUGAGGAAGAGUCCGAAUCGGGAGAAGAAGAAGAUUAAAGGAAAAGGAAGAAAAUAAUUUUUUUUUUUCGUUGAAAGUAAGUUUUGGAAAUGAAUCACGACACGAUACUGCAAUAUUUACACACAAGACGUACAUCAAAUUCACGUAUCAAUGGUUUCAUUGUAGAUACAUUCAAACCACAUUGCCAGAUAACGAAAUGUUACAGACUAAAAAUCAGUACGUCAGUAUUCUGUCCAAAUUAAUUGGAGCCUUUAACGGGGAAAACAUAACAAAGAAAAUCUGACUCGUAAGUUACGAUGACGGGUAAAUUCAAUAAUACCAAUGGGAAAAUAACAACAAGGAAAUGUUUAAUUAAAGCACUAAAAAGAAUACGAACAAACGUUUUAUCAAUCUCUGGUCGCGACCUAAUCGUUACCAAGUUGGUUGUAUAGACGGAUUACGUUGUUGGAAUGAGCAAACAAAAACGAUCCAAUCGGUGGUAAAAUCGACAAAGAUAGACAUUAUUCGAACGCAAUUAGCAUGGCCGAUGAAAUUGUAAAAAUUUUCACUGUCUCUGAACUGUAUUUACUUAAAGAAAAGGAACUAAAAGUAACAAAAAAAACGAAAAAAUAUUUUGUGUUACAUUUUUAUAACUCCGCUACGAAAUAUAUACAAAUUUUGACAAAAAAAUCAAGAGAAAAGAAACGAGAGUAGUAAGAUCACUGAAAGCGAUUCGCAAAAAAAAAAGAAUGGACGACAUACAGAAUCUGCGAGAAAAGUAACUUUACGAAUCAUGAACUUUAUCCCUGUGUACGUAAGAAUUUCGAAACCCUGUCUUACUUUGUACGAUUAUAUUGUAUUAGUUUAUAGAAAAAAAACGAAAAAAAAAAACAGAAAAAAUAUAUACUGUCCGGUGGUGUUUGA